Molecule: messenger RNA, 3133 nt
Organism: Equus caballus (horse)
Lineage: Eukaryota; Metazoa; Chordata; Mammalia; Perissodactyla; Equidae
Gene: MAB21L3
Product: mab-21 like 3
Source: RefSeq, a predicted model, not a curated record
GGCAAGUCUCUGGUCCAUACACACAUUCCCGGAGACUAACAUUAUUGGGAGAGCUACUCAUAAGUGUUGUCCUCCAGUGAGAAACAAACCAAGACAUCACUGCUCCACUCAGGAGUGACCAAGAAGCCAUGAAAUCCCUGACUGCAGGAAACUUAGAAGAUUGCCUACUGGAUCAAGUGGACUUGAGGCGUCAGUGGAUUUCCCAGAUUGUGGAGGAGGUGCAGAAAGUCAUCCACCAUCUGACCACAGAAAUCAGCACCCGAGACAUUCGAUUUCAAGCCGUCCCUUACUCUGGCACAUACAACGGGAACAUUAAGGUUUUGGCCCCCAGCCAGUUCCUCAUCACAGUCCCACUGAAAGGCCUGGCAGGGUACAGGGAGGCCGAGGAGCAGCGCUGGCGGUACUACACCCUGCGGGGCGCCAGGCUCCCCUGCCCGUUGCGGGACCCUGAGGGCCUGCAGCAGUGGCUGGCAGUGGGGCAGUUCACGAAGAGCCUGUGGCAGUGGCACGAGGCAGACGUGAACAUCGAGGGAGACAUUGUGCCUGCCAAGGUCCUCCAGGUGUUCCGGAAGCUGGUAGAAAAUGCAAUUGGAACCUGUCACCUCUCAGGUAAGGUCAGCAUGCUGGCAAACUGCCCUGCCGUUUGCGUUGCCGUGGAAGCAUCCUCACGUCAGGUGGAAGUAGAGCUGGUCCCCGCAGUGGAGAUCCCCACCGUCUGGUCCAAGAAAGCCCAGUGGCCUCCAUGUCUGAAGCGCUGGCCUUCCCCUGAGAGAGUGGAGUGCACCAAGUCAUUUGGAUUUACCUUGUUGGCCGGUUCAAGUUAUCACUGGCAGCUGAGCUUCUUGAAGGCCGAGCAGGUGCUGCUGGAGCAGCUGGAUGAGGACGGGGGCUGCCGCAGGAAGUGUUUUCAGGUCAUGAGGCAGAUGAAGGAGGAUGUCUGGUGCCCAGGGAAGAGGCCUGUUAUCACGUCCCACCAUCUGCAGACAGUGCUCUUUUGGACUUGUGAGAAAUAUCCGCACUUGAAGGACUGGCAGGUCUUCCGCAAAGCGUUCCUGCGCCUGGUGAGGAAGCUGCACAAGUGCGUGAGCCAGCGCUUUCUGAAACACUACUUCGUGCGGAAGAGCAACCUCCUUCAGCACGCCAGCUCAUGCGAGCUGGAUGCUGUGGCCCAGAAACUGGCCUUCUUCCUGAAGGACCCCCAGAUCAGCCUGGCCUGAGAGACUCUUGGACAUUUCAUUCUGGCUUGACCCUCGUUCACUGUGGAUCGUUCCAGUCAAAUGCCACGAUCCUGCCCAGGAGAGAAGCAACAUAUGACGGAGGAAUUUACACUGGCCCAGUAGUACUGAAGAUGGGGGAAACUGUGCCCUAAGACGUCUGACCCAGGCCUCCCUGGAGCCACGAGAGCACUUCAGCCCUCACUAGCUACCUCUCUUGGGGAUAGCUCUCAGCAAGCUUCACCAAGCCAGUUUCUGAACUGAUGACAGUUCUGAAGUUAUUUUCCCUUGCUCAGGCUCUGAUGGUCUGACAAGGAGGAUGGAGACAAGAACCUCUUUCCAGAAGGCCAGGCAUCAGCCUGCUGCCCAGCCGUGGUUCUCCAGCCACUGACCACGGGCUCAUUAUCUUCCCAUUUGUAAAAUGGGACUGUUAAUAUGCCUGCCUCACAGCAGGGCUGUGAACCUGCGGGACCGUGCUGGUGUCCUUUCAAGGGGAAGGCGUUGGAUCAGCACAAAGUGUAACUCGUGGGUUUAGUAGCUGGAGUUUGCAUCCUGGAUGGGUCCCCACACCAGUGAUGGAACAGGUCUGCUGGGUCAGCAUGCCUGUGUUUCCUCGCUGCCUCCAGCUCUUCUAAACGGUGGUUUGUGGUGUGUUCUGUCUGCUUCCCUGGUUUCUCGAAGCAGGAAAAGAGUGGUUUUGAUGCCUAGCGUCAAAGAUGAAGUGCAGCCACUGCCCUCUCCUUGCUUCCCGUGCUGCAGGACAGGGAUGGGACUUCCUUAUGUUUAUGAAUGAACUUGGUACCACCAUCUGCAUGGAAUGACUUUGGUGUCACUCAUCUCUCAGUUCCCUCCUUUGCUCGCUUCACUCACUCAUUCAUUGAUAAAUACAUGCUCAUUAGGCAUUGGGAAUGCAGCAAAGAGCAAGAUCGACAAGGCUUACUUGAUGCAUGAUGCCUAAUGGUGGGGACAGGAAAUGAACAACAGAUAAAUAAACAUGUUCGUUACCAAUUGUAGCAAGUGCCCUGAAGCAAAUAAACAGAAUAUUGAAAUAGAGCCACAGAGAGAUCCUUAAAGGAUGAAAACGCAAACAGCUGAAGAAGGAAAGGGGGCCAAGGGCCCACUUGGAGGGGCUGGCAUGAGUCAGAUGACUUGGCCUUGGAAAGCAGUGACUUCCCGAGGUCAUUUCAUUGCUGCCAGAAAGCAGUGGGAGAGAAGCAGCAAAUGGCCAGCACACACUCCUCGCCUCCAGUUCUGAUGCUUUUUUCUGUGCGGAUCUACAUAGAGAACAAACUGUGGGCACCAGCACUCGGCAUCCAGGUCAGUGGACACCGUGGAGCUGAGGAGCACUGUUGAUCGGCACUGCCCACAGCAACAUGACCUAUAGAGAAGCCCAUUCCUGCAGAGGAGGAAAGGUCAGAGGCUUCCACAGUGCGGGACUGAAUUUGGAGAAGGCUCCCUCUGCUCUGGGGCCGGCUUUGACAGGACCUACAGUCUUAGUGUGAGAGGUCCCAUCCCAGGGGCGUGCCUGGCACUCCUGCCCCAGUCAGCUGGGCCCAGUGAACAACCUGAGCCGGGUUGGAGUGUUUCUGUACCCAGAGGAAUGGGCAGAGCUGCUGGUUUUGCUGUGGGCAGGGAUAUGGAGAUGAGAUAGAAGCCGGCUUCUCCCCUCAUGGCUGAUGCUCCCAAGGGGGCCAUAGACGUGAACAGAUCACCAGAGGAAGGUUUUAAAAGCAGAAUCAAAGUGUAAAACAGAGAGAAAUUUCUCUGAUGCGGCAUUUACAUAAGAAACACAUUCAGAAAAAGAGACUGUGAUUCUGAAAGUGUCCUGAUUAUACUGCACGGAAAAUCUCCCUGGGAUCGGAGGAGGUUUAAAUUCAUUGGGAGAAGAGGAAAUAAAAUCCCCCUUUUCAAUUUGCAAA